Molecule: messenger RNA, 3104 nt
Organism: Neurospora tetraspora
Lineage: Eukaryota; Fungi; Ascomycota; Sordariomycetes; Sordariales; Sordariaceae
Product: kinase-like domain-containing protein
Exons: 5
Coding region: 199-3006 (935 amino acids)
Biological process (GO): peptidyl-serine phosphorylation; peptidyl-threonine phosphorylation
Cellular component (GO): nucleus; cytoplasm
Molecular function (GO): protein tyrosine kinase activity; protein serine/threonine kinase activity; ATP binding
Source: RefSeq, a predicted model, not a curated record
AGUCCGCGGCCCGCACCUCCAUCAUCAGGCCCACACUUGUGACCUGCCACCAGCCAGCGACCCGAGUCCGUCGUCUUCGAAAGCUUCAAACCUCCCUCUCCUCCCCCUCUCGCGACGACAACAGAGUCCACUGCCAAACCACACCAAACAACAGCCCCGAGUCCGUUCUGCGAGCUGGCCUUCGCCCUGCCAGCAGCCAUGGAGCAGCAAUGGCAACCAUACUCCGACUCUGCCGCCAGCGGCUCGUCCAGGAGAUACAACAACGGCUCCGGCCAAAUGUCCAUGUCCCCCAGAGACUACACCAACAACGGCCCGGUCCAGGCGCAGCAGCAGCCGCCGGCCGGAUUCAAGUAUGAUCCGUACCAGGCCGGCCUGAACCCAAGCGCGCAACCACAGUCCUCCUCAAUUUCCCCAAUGACGUCGUCCCAGUCGCGCGACGCCAACGGGGACGUCGCCAUGCAGGAUGCCCAUGAUCCAUACUCGUCCCAGAACCCUACCAUCAAGUACCCCCUGAGGCCGCAUCACUCCCUCUCCGGUGGUCGCCCGGCCAGCCUCAGUACGUCCCAAGAGCCAUCUGCUGCCGCGCAGCGAUACUCGCCCAUGGAAGCUCUCUCGCCUGCCUCCCAAUACCCCAAGGGAAGCCAAUUCUCCCCCGCCCAACGUCAAUCCCCUACGCGACCGACCGAAUAUGCCCCGCCGCAACCACAACAGCAGCAACAGCAACAGAACCCCUACUACUCCAGCCGUCAAGCAUCCCAACAGCUUCCCCCCAUCAACCCAUACGCACCCGCUCAACUCGACCACAGCUAUCCAAACUCGGCCGUCAGCUCUACCAUGGACGGCUCUUAUAUGGACCCCAAGUCGCCGCCAAGGCGCAUGAACUCUCAGUCGCAACAGAUGCCCAUGCCCGAUAAGACCCCAGUCCCCGAGUUUAGGAAAAUACGAGGACCCCAGGACCUACGACCAAAGAUUAAUAAGCAACCGGCUCAUCGACGAGCUAACCCGGAAGGCGGCUUCAUCAGUCCCCUCCAAGCGCUAACAGUUCACCUUCCUGCCACUUACCGAAUAUGCAACCCCGGCUUCAAGUACGAGUCGUCUAGGAACCCUCGGCGCGUUCUUACCAAGCCUAGCAAGGGAGUGAAGAACGACGGCUAUGAUAAUGAGGACAGCGAUUAUAUCCUCUAUGUAAACGAUAUCCUGGGCUCGGAGGAGGCUGGUCAUAAGAACCGCUACCUGAUUCUCGACGUCCUUGGCCAGGGUACCUUUGGCCAGGUCGUAAAAUGCCAGAACCUGAAAACACAAGAAGUCGUUGCGGUCAAGGUUAUCAAGAACCGAACAGCUUACUUCAAUCAGAGCAUGAUGGAAGUGUCUGUUUUGGAUUUGCUCAAUACAAAGCUCGACAAGAAUGACGACCACCAUCUUUUACGUCUAAAAGAUACCUUCAUUCAUCGGCAACACUUGUGCUUGGUAUUCGAGUUGCUUAGUGUCAACUUAUACGAGCUUAUCAAGCAAAACCAAUUCCGAGGCUUGAGCACGACACUGGUCCGCGUCUUUGCGCAGCAGCUGCUGAAUGGGCUUUCCCUGCUCAACAAGGCGAGACUGAUCCAUUGCGACCUGAAACCCGAGAACAUUCUUCUGAAAAACCUCGAGAGCCCAAUCAUCAAGAUUAUCGAUUUCGGAUCCGCUUGCGACGAACGGCAGACUGUCUAUACGUACAUCCAGUCCAGAUUCUACCGAUCACCUGAGGUGUUGCUUGGUUUGCCUUACUCUUCGGCCAUUGAUAUGUGGUCUUUGGGAUGCAUUGUGGUCGAGCUAUUCCUGGGUCUUCCCCUCUUCCCCGGUUCUUCCGAGUACAACCAGGUGUCACGAAUUGUCGAGAUGCUAGGAAAUCCUCCAAACUGGAUGAUCGAGAUGGGCAAGCAGGCAGGAGAGUUCUUCGAGAAGAGGCAAGAUGAAUUCGGCAGGAAAACUUACCAUCUGAAGUCUAUGGAGCAAUACUCUCGGGAGCAUGGCACGAAGGAACAACCUAGCAAGAAGUACUUCCAGGCCAGCACGCUGCCCGAGAUUAUCAAGACGUACCCGAUGCCGAGGAAGAACAUGAAGCAGUCGGAGAUCGAUCGAGAAAUGAACAACCGUAUCGCAUUCAUCGAUUUCGUUAGGGGUCUAUUGACGAUCAAUCCGUUGGAAAGAUGGUCGCCUCAACAAGCGAAGCUACAUCCUUUCAUCACCCAGUCCAAGUUCACUGGACCAUUUGUGCCGCCGAUGAACCUCAAGUCAAGUUCGCUCAACAGAUCACCAGCCCCAGGAACUCAACAGCAAAUACAGGCCGAGGCGUUCAGCAAGCAAAAGGCGCAACAAGCCCAAGCCAACGCCAUUGCCGCAAACCAAGCCCAAAACCCUUACGGGUCGAUGGCCACUGGACAGCAGUAUCCCCAGCAGGCCCAUGCGCAACCGCCGCCCUUGUAUUCCACACCCAACAACAUGUACGCUCCUAGCGGCAGCAGCAGUCACGCUAGCGCGCCUCCUCCAUACGGCUCUCAGCAAGGCGCAUACCCUCAACAAGGCAUGCCCCAACAACCGCAGCAGCAGGUACCGCAAGUACAGAUGCCUCCAGCGAACUACUCGGGUGUGUCCCAGUCGAGUCUGUACGCCCAGCAACAAGCGGCAGCGGCGGCCCGCCAGAGGCAACGGUCUUCGACAAUGGAGCAGCAGCAAAGUGGUAUUCCCGUGUCCAUCCAGCGCGUCGCGAGCCAUCUCGACCCCACCCAGCCCAUCCGUCUGCAGCCCAGUCCGGCCUACUACCCGCCGCCACCAGACGGUCUCGCGGGAAUGGACUCGCAGCCAAGCCAGAGGAUGCCGAGGAGGGGAAGCCGCGCUCAGCAGUCUGGACGGGCCCAAGGUAACAACCGCGACUUCAUCAGGAACUUGGAGGAGAGAACGUUGGAGGAAGGGUUUAUGGGUGGUAGCGGUGGUGGUGGAGGUCAGGGUCAAAGUCCAUGGCAUUAAGCAUAGAGUUGAUGGGUCAGGGGAGGUGGUUUGUAGUUGGUAGGGAAGCGGGUUUUUCGUUGUAGUUGUUGUACCAUUCAGUUUGUACUCACAGAUAC